AGCAGGUGCUCGUGAUAUAUUAACUUAGUGCAACACACCUACGUAUUUAGUUUGCCCCGAGACGUUCAAGAUGCAAGGACUCCGUGUCUCUGCAUUCGCUGUGGUUGUUGUAGCCGCUUUGCUGCCCCAGGUGUCAUCCGAAGCGGUUGCGUAUUCCUGCACCCGGUCCCAGCGAUACACUCGUUCGUGUGGAUUUUGGGGACUUUCUCGCUGCACUUCAUAUAGGAGCGUAGCGUCGACCUGCUACAGACAGAGACCAGUGAAUGGUGGCUGGACAGACUACGGACAAUGGACGAAUGACACUGUCUGCACACAAACGUGUAGUGGAGGAUCCAUGGUGAGAUCUCGUACACGCUCGUGCACCAAGCCGACACCUGCGCACAACGGUGCGCAGUGCUCUGGCCCUACCAUAGAUACCCAGACAAUCCGAUGUAACGAACAGAUGUGUCCAGUUGAUGGUGGAUGGAGUGACUACAGCGCGUGGACAGACUACAGCACGUGCACUACUACAUGUGGAGGAGGAUCCCAGUUCAAGACCAGAGACAGGACGUGCACCAACCCCGCCCCAGCCUACGGAGGCCAGGAGUGUGUCGGAGAUGUCAGGGACAGAUCUGAGAGGGACUGUAACACUCAUCCCUGUCCAAUUGACGGUGGCUGGACGGACUGGGAAGAGUGGCAGGACCUGGAUGAGUGCAGUGUCCUGUGUGGAGGAGGCAACAAGGACCAGGACCGCUCCAGGAACUGUACCAACCCCACCCCGGCCUUCGGGGGAGCCGACUGUGACGGAGACAGCUACCAGAACAGGACCAUCAUCUGCAGCACCGAGGAGUGUGGAGAACGUUGUCCAGAAAAUGAGACCACCUACCACGCCCACGCCACCAAUGAGAGGCGCUUCUUCCAGUGCAGCAACGGCGUGGCCCAUCGCCAUCAGUGUGCAGAAGGUACCGUGUAUGACUCCGCCAUCUCCGCCUGCAAACAUGCUGCCACCACUGCAGCAACCACGACGGCGGAGUCCUGUCCCAGCACUGGUGUCGUCAUGAUCGCCCACGAGAGUGACUGUACCAAGUUCUACAUGUGCUCUAACGGCAUCAAGUAUCCCAUGGUCUGUCCGGCCACCACUCGGUACGAUGUCAGCUUGAAGGUCUGCACCCACAAUAAUGGCGAAUGUUAGACACUGAUAAAUGACACAUGUUCAUCAUGAUUGCAUCUGAAGUGUUUUAACGCAGAAAUAAUACCACAUAAAUGUAGUCAAUAUCAAUGAUUUAUGGUUCCAUAAGAUAAAUAAAUUAACAUGUAUUUGCUUUCA
Molecule: messenger RNA, 1306 nt
Organism: Haliotis rufescens (red abalone)
Lineage: Eukaryota; Metazoa; Mollusca; Gastropoda; Lepetellida; Haliotidae
Product: coadhesin-like
Exons: 7
Coding region: 71-1171 (366 amino acids)
Cellular component (GO): extracellular region
Molecular function (GO): chitin binding
Source: RefSeq, a predicted model, not a curated record